Ascoidea rubescens DSM 1968 is the source of this 870-nucleotide messenger RNA. RefSeq lists its product as uncharacterized. The transcript has a single exon. The record is from RefSeq and is a predicted model, not a curated record. NCBI's taxonomy places the organism in Eukaryota, Fungi, Ascomycota, Saccharomycetes, Ascoideales, Ascoideaceae. Bases 89 to 763 code for a protein of 224 amino acids.
CGAGAAAACCUUGCUAUACAGUAAAGUCAAACCUCUACAUUUAUCCUUGUCCAAUGGAUUUGUAUUGAAAAAAGAGAGCCUUGAUGAAAUGUCAAAGAUUUUGCAAUCCAAAUUCGACCAGUUCAAAAGAGAAAACAUAAAUCUACUAGAAAUUGAAAACAUCGAUGACAACGACAACAACUACAAAUCAAAUGGCAUCAGUCUCAACUUCAACUACGAAAACCUAAAGAUCUUCAAAAAUUACAAUGGCAAAACAAUCUACCUCGCUCUCACUUUCGACAGCCACACCUUGAGAAAACUCAAGCCCCUACACAACAGCAUACUCCAGGUCUUGUCCUCCUACAGAAACGAAGUCCUAGACAACAUCGAAAAUGGCCUUGUGAUGGACAUCUUCAACAACGACACCCAGGACAUCAACCACGACUUCAACUCAGACUACCCCACCAUCAAACACCCAGCCAACUUCAGCGAGGUCUCAGAGACAUACAAGACCUAUCUCAGAGACCAGUUCAACUACUCCUUCAACCACCUCGGCGACCUCAACAACUUGCACAUUUCCAUCGGCUCGCUCCACAACCAGUUGUACUUUGACAAGGACAAGCUCUCGCUCUACAACUACCUCCACACCACCAUUGACAGCAACAAGAAAUUCAACGUGCGCAGAGAAAUCGCAGCCAACCUUCGCCAGAGACACGAUUUCAAGUUCUACUUGAAACACAUCAACCUCGAAAAGGGUCCCACCCAGUCCACCUUCUCCCUCUAGUCUCAACUCUCUCCUGUAUAUAUGUAUGUAUAUAGUCCGCACGUGCGACACAUAUCCGAGGGUGCUCUUUCGACCUGCCCUCGUCCGCCACGCCCACCAGCUGACGG